AUGGCCGUGUUUCUCAUGAUCCGGCGCCACAAGACCACCAUCUUCACGGAUGCCAAGGAGUCGAGUACCGUGUCGGAGCUGAAGCCCAUCGUCCAAGGCUUCCUCAAGCAGGAGCCGUACAAGCAGCAUCUGUACAAGGAUGACAACCUCCUUUUUGACAGCAAAACUCUGGGAAAGUGUGGCUUCACUAGCCAAACAGCAGGGCCCCAGGCCCCAGCCACAGUGGGCCUGGCCUUCCUAGCAGGUGAUGCCUUUGAAGACCUGCGCAUUGAGCCCUUCUCCAGCCCUCCAGAGCUUCCACAUGUGAUGAAGCCACAGGAUUCUGCAUGCAGUGCCCAUGAACAGGCUGUGCAGUGA
This is a messenger RNA of Cricetulus griseus (Chinese hamster), 357 nucleotides long. NCBI's taxonomy places the organism in Eukaryota, Metazoa, Chordata, Mammalia, Rodentia, Cricetidae. The record is from RefSeq and is a predicted model, not a curated record.